AACGUUUUUAAUAGCAAUUAACGGUACCUAAGAACAGUUCAAACUAUUGCGGCUUUUUGGUGAACUUUUCGUCGUUAAAAAGUAUAUUUUAAGAAAGAAUUUGCGGUCACGCUGAGGCGCACUCACACAUACACACAAACGCAAAUGCACCGUGAAUAGGCAGCAAAGAGGAAAAUCGGUUCUCUUUUCAAUUCAACACUUGUUCAAUUUCAUUGCGUUUGCGAUUCUUUUUUACAUCAAUUAAACAAAAAUACAACGCAUCCAAACUGAAUUAGUUAACAACUGUGAUCGCCAACAUCUAAAGUAACAACAACACACAAGUAUAAUGCGCAAAGAAUUGCUAAAUUUGUAAUUUUUUCAAACCACAAAAAUUGCAACAAAGCAGACGGCAAAAAGGAGAAGAAGAAGCAGACUAAAGCGGCCGCUCCAACUAACCAACAAGCUUCGCGUCAUUUCAAAAAAAGCUGCUUUAAAAUUUGCCCAAAAAUCAACGCAUAAAUAAAAGAAAACCUGCCCGGCAGCCAACGAGCCAUCUAAAUUCGUCAGACUCCAAAAAAGAAAAUCAACCUGAAAUAUAAAACACAUAAGCAAUAUUAUUGUGCAUUACAAAGAGCCAAACAGGCUUUUGCUAAAGGAACAUUUAAGAAAUUCAACUCAGGCAGAGAGUUAAUUUCUGAAUCUCACGCUCACGCUCAUUUUAAGGGAACUCUGACUCAGGCAACCACAAACUACAAACGCUCUUGUCAACAACAAUCCAGCAAUGGUCAUGGAUGCGACUCAAUCGCAACAGCCUUCGCCGCAGUCGGUGGGACGCGAAUUUGUGCGUCAGUAUUACACGCUGUUGAACAAGGCGCCCAAUCACUUGCAUCGCUUCUACAACAACAACUCAUCGUUCAUCCACGGCGAAUCGACGCUGGUUGUGGGACAGCGCGAGAUCCACAAUCGCAUCCAGCAGCUGAACUUUAACGAUUGCCAUGCCAAGAUCAGUCAGGUCGAUGCUCAGGCCACCCUUGGCAAUGGUGUUGUUGUCCAGGUCACCGGCGAGCUGUCCAACGAUGGCCAACCGAUGCGUCGCUUCACCCAAACGUUUGUGCUGGCCGCUCAGUCGCCCAAGAAGUACUAUGUCCACAACGACAUCUUUCGCUAUCAGGAUCUGUACAUCGAGGACGAGCAGGAUGGCGAGUCGCGGUCGGAGAACGACGAGGAGCACGAUGUCCAAGUGCAGGUGGUCGAUCAAGCCGUCCAGGUUGUAGGCGAUGGCGUCGCUCAGCAGCCACCACAGCAGCAACAACAGCAGCAGAUGCCCACCCAGGUGGUGUUGCCACAGCCCGUGGUGUCAGUGGCUGCCACAGCGGCUGGCGCAGGCGCUGCCUCGGCCGCUGCUCCUCAGCAGCAGCAGCAGCAGAUCUAUUAUCCAGUCCAGGCUGGUGCCGCAGCUGGACGUCCAGUUGCCGUGCUGCCCGCUGCUCCACAGGCUGCCGCUGUGCCACUGCCGGCCCAGUUCUCCAAUCCACCACCACCAAUUCAGAAUGGCGUUGUCUCCCACGAUGAGUUGCCCCAACAACAGCAGCAGCAGGCGCCACCACAAGCUCUGGUCCAGGCGAACGUGUCGCCAUUGGUGCAACAGCAGCCCAGUGGCCCCGUCAUGUCCAAUGUGGGCAUUGUGCAGCCCGUGCCGGUGCAAGCAGCUGCCGCCUUCCAGCACUCGCCUCUGGUGGCAGCACCGCCGCCACAGUUGCUGCCCCAGCAGCAGCAUCAACAACAGCAGCAGCAGGCAACUCAGGCUCUGCAGCAGCCGUUGGAGCAAGAGGAGCAAAUCAAUGAGGCGCCCAGCAGCCACUUGCAGCAGCAGCAGCAACAACAGCAGCAGCAGAAGGCACCGACACCUGUGGACGAUUUCAAGACCAUUCACGAGCAGCAGCAGCAGGAGAAGUACGAGGCGGCGAAGCAGCAGCAGAAUGAGCCCAAAACUUAUGCCAAUCUGUUCAAGUCGACGUCGUCGUCGCCCAGCGGCUUUGUGAAUGCAGCGCUGCAGCAGCAACAGCAGUUGCAACAACAGCAGCAGCAACAACAACAGAAUCACAGCAAUGUCUAUUCCUCGUCUGCGGCUGGCGGUGGCGGUGGACAGGCCAGCUACUCGACCACGGCGUCCUCCUCCUACAACAACAACAACAAUAGCAACAACACCAACAACAACAGCAGCAGCCAGAACAACAACGGCAACAACUCGCGUCUGGACAACGGCGGUCCGCUGCCACAGCGCAACAAUUCGAUUCGCAACAAAGAGUUUGAGCAGCGCCGUCCCAGCAACGCUCAGCAGUUUGGCGACAACCAGCAGCUGUUCCUGGGCAAUAUUCCACACCAUGCUUCCGAGGAGGAGCUGCGUCAGCUGUUCUCUCGCUUUGGCUCAGUGAUUGAGCUGCGCAUUCUCUCCAAGGUUGGCAGCAAAGUGUUACCCGGCAUGCGCAGCCCUCUCAACUAUGGCUUCAUCACCUACGACGAUCCCGAGGCAGUGCAAAAGUGCCUGGCCAGUUGCCCCCUGUACUUCCCGGAGAACUCGCCCGAUGGCCAGAAGUUGAAUGUGGAGGAGAAGAAGCCGCGCUUGCGCAACGAUCUGCCACCGCGCCAGCCAAUGGGUGGCAACAACAUGAACAACAUGGGACGCAACAACAUGCGCACCGGCGGCGGCAACAAUGGACCACGCAUGGGCGGCAAUGGAGGAGGCGGUGCCAGCUUUGGCCAGCGCAACGACAACCGCAGCGGCGGUGGCGGCAAUCAGUCCAAUGGACCGCUGCGCGGCAAUGGACAAACCAGCGGCGGCGGUGGCGGAAACUAUGGACGUCGUUAAGCUAAGUAAAGGAAGCGAAAGGAAAGGAACAGGCAGGCCUGACUGACACAAACCGAUAAAGAGAGAGCGCCAGAGCCUCGCCGCCACAGCAGCAACAUAACAAUAACAUCAGUAGCAGCAGCAACUACAAACAACAACAACAACCCAACGUUCAGAGCAUCGAUUUCUUCCAUAAUGCAAUCAAUCAAUUACCAUCUUCAUUACAAAUACAGGCACCACACACACACACAUACGCACUGCAUAUACAUAUAUAUAUUCACCUACACAUACGCACACACUAAGAACAAGCGAGCAGAGAAGCAGCAACCAAAAGUCUAGGAGCAUCAGCAACACACUCACAUUCAACACAAUCCACAAAAUGUCUUCAUGUUUGAUGAACGUUCCUUUAUUUGGAGGCCACACACACACGUCGUGCUGCAAUCUAAAAAGAUAACGAAACUAUUUAUAUAUAUAUAGUAUAUAUACAUAUAUAUGAUAUGCCUUUUGGGUCGUCCUUUAGUUAAGCUCGGUUUUUUUGUUGUGCAGUUUGUUUUAGGUGUUUUCUAUUGUGUUCUUCAUUUUACAGUCAGCUCGUGCCAAAAAGCAAAAUUCUGUGCAAAUUUUCAAUGUAUAUUUAAUUAGAGAAUACUGCAGCACGUCGACCUCUUCUCCCUCAAAGAAAAAACA
Messenger RNA from Drosophila nasuta, 3514 nucleotides. RefSeq names its product ras GTPase-activating protein-binding protein 2 (gene rin). Gene Ontology annotation, cellular component: cytosol; ribonucleoprotein complex. Bases 761 to 2848 code for a protein of 695 amino acids. The record is from RefSeq and is a predicted model, not a curated record. Gene Ontology annotation, molecular function: mRNA binding. Lineage: Eukaryota; Metazoa; Arthropoda; Insecta; Diptera; Drosophilidae. The transcript has 5 exons.